AUGAUUGAUGCCGGGUUUGGUGCUAACAUAAAGGCGAUGUCGCUGGCAGAACAAGCCUUCCUCAAGGACCAAGCUCAGCAGAGACUUGCCCGCGCGGAAGCCGCGGGGAAACGGCCACUUGUCCCAGGGGAUUUAGUCUUCUAUUGGCGGAGACAAGUUGCCGGUAGAGAAAAGGAACGUGGUUUUACCAUAGGUAGCUUUGUGGGUCCUGCUCGGGUGUUAGCGGUUGAAACAAGAGUUGACGACGAAGGGCGAUUACGGCCGGGGAGCUGUGUAUGGCUGCAUAGGGCUGGUCGACUCAUCAAAGCAGCCCCAGAGCAGCUACGAGCUGCCACAGACCGGGAGCGGGCUAUCGAGGAGCUGAAGGGCCCAGUUGAGAUUCCUUGGACCAUCACCUCCCUAGCCUCUCACCCCCACAAGAAGACCUAUGAUGAUAUCACCUCCGAGAUCCCCGAUGACAUGCAAUGGGAUGAAGCAGCUCAGCAGCCUGUUCUCAGUCAUCGUAUUCGUGGAAAGAAGUCUUGCAUUUGUGCUCAUGUUGAUGAUUUCCUUUUUGGGGGAGCCCCUGGGGACAAAGUUCAUGACCACCUCAUGGAACAGAUUAAGCAACAUUUCUCAUGGGGCAGCUGGGAAUCAUCUUCCUUUACCCAGUGUGGUGUUACGGUGACCCAGCACAGUGACUUCAGCAUCACACUGGACCAGCAGGAGUUUGUGUCUGACCUGCAAGAAAUCAAGCUGAGCCGGGACCGGUCCCGACAAGUUACUGCGGAGACUAGUGACUACGAAAAGCAUCAGCUUAGGGCGGUCUUAGGGGCUCUUAGUUGGUUCACGGGUCAGACGGGAUUCCAGUUUUCGUCGGAUGUAGGGAUUUUACUGUCCAGUGUUUCUACAAGUCAAGUGGAGACAAUCCUUCGCACUAAUAAACUCAUCAGGGACGUCAAGGACAAUCCCGGCGAACUCAGGAUCCAUGCUUUUCCGGAUGCCAAAAGACUAGAGCUAGUUUGUUGGGCCGAUGCGGCAUGGGCCAAUCGACCCGAUGGCAAGUCUAGUACAGAGGGCAUCGUGAUCGGUUUCUCCAGCCCCGCACUUCUCGAGGGCAAGAUUGCUCCAGUCUCUUUGAUGUACUGGAGGUCCGGCAAGAUUGACCGCACAUGUCGUUCUCCGGCUUGCGCAGAGACAAAAGGAGUGGUCAAUGGGGAAGACGACCUCUACCACUUGCGGUAUCUUUGGUCAGAAAUGCUUUUGCCUAAGGAGCGAUUAGUUGGGUGUCAUCCUGAUACUGUUGUUGUUAAUGCUUCGGGUACCCUGGUUACUGAUAGUAAGAACUUAUGGGAUAAGCUCAGCAAGGAGAUUUUCGUAAUCAAAGGUGCUGAGAAGCGUUCAGAUUUGGAGGCCCUGUCGUUGAAAGAGUCCCAAGACAAUUCACAACUACAGUUGCGAUGGGUACACUCAGAUGCUAUGCUUGCUAAUUCCUUGACAAAGCCGUCAGAGAAAUGGCAGAUUCUCCUCUUCCAGAAGAUGAAGUAUCAUUGGCGCAUUGUUCAUGAUAGCAACAUGGUUUCCGCCAGAAAGAGGAAGGCCGAGGGCAUUGAUCCCAUGCACAGCGAGGUCAAGGGAUGA
Molecule: messenger RNA, 1620 nt
Organism: Symbiodinium pilosum
Lineage: Eukaryota; Dinophyceae; Suessiales; Symbiodiniaceae
Source: the annotation of a GenBank genome assembly